This is a messenger RNA of Tuber aestivum (summer truffle), 2691 nucleotides long. NCBI's taxonomy places the organism in Eukaryota, Fungi, Ascomycota, Pezizomycetes, Pezizales, Tuberaceae. The record is from the annotation of a GenBank genome assembly.
UACCAAUCCUCAUCAUGGCUACUCAAGAGGAUCCAAACACCGUGGCAAGUUUGUCUAGCGACAUCAAUGCUAUGGUGGCUGCGGUUCAGAGCACUUCCCUGGGUGAUAAGUACGUGGGAGAAGGAGCUCCCGAGAGCGCCCCCCCUGUUCCUGUUGUUGGGCCUCGUGUAGGCAAGUGGACAGAACGUGAGACAACUAAUUACGAUACCUAUGCUACUCCUGUCCGAGAUCCUGAGGCUCCCAGGGGGCUUCCUGUCGGUGAAUGGGGUGCUUCGGGUGCUCGUUAUGAGUGGAAGGAAGAGUAUGGUGAUGUUGCCCCUCGCGAUGAGGUCCUUGAACGUAUGCUCUUUGGUGAACCUGGUGUUGUUGACCGUUCGGGUGCUGGACUUCAAUUUGACAAGUAUUGUUCCCUCAAAUCCUCUGUUUAUAUUCUGGGUGCUGAAGGGAAAUUAAAAUUAGGCUUCUUACUAUCUCCGUCUACGUCGAAGGGCGGGAGAAGAUGAAUCCGAUUGAGAGAGUAUGUUUGCCCUUUGAUUUAUGAGGGGUAAAGGGGAGAGAGUGAUGGAUAAUUCUUGUGACUGUUUUGCACUAACUAACUCUCUUUCAAGUUCGAGGAAGCGCCUCUUCAUCCGGUGAUGCUGAGGAACAUUAAACUAGCUGGGUAUUUCUUCUGUAUUUUUGUUCUUUGGUUUCGAUGCUGACACAUUGAAGGUACGAGAUUCCUACGCCUAUCCAAAGAUACUGCAUUCCGGCAGUUUUGGAGGGACACGACCUCUUGUCGUGCGCCCAAACUGGUGGGUUCCCACCGCUUGGGCUGGAAUUUGCCCAGCCUUACCUGGUUGCCAUACUUACGGGGGCCUGAUUUUGUAUAGGCUCGGGAAAGACGGCGGCUUUUAUGAUUCCUAUCUUAUCCAAGCUUAUGGGGAAGGCUAGUUCACUUGCCGCCCCUCGCCCCGUGCCGGGCUCCACGGAGCCCUACAUCGCCCAGCCUUUAGUUCUUGUUGCUGCCCCGACUCGUGAGCUUGCUACGCAGAUAUUCGACGAAUCCCGUCGGUUUUGCUAUAUGAGCAAAUUGAGGCCCUGCGUCGUUUACGGUGGUGCUGAUAGUGCUACCCAACGUAUGGAACUGAAGAAAGGAUGUGAUGUCCUUGUUGGCACGCCGGGGCGCUUGUCUGAUUUCAUAGAAAGGGGAAGGAUCCUAUCACUGAAACGCUUAAAGUACGUUUUCUUUCCCUUGAUCCCAAGUGGCUUAAGGUUGUAGUUGAUAGCUAAUUCUAUUCGUAGGUUUGUUGUGAUUGAUGAGGCUGAUGAAAUGUUGGAUAUGGGAUUCGAGCCCCAGAUUCGCAAACUUCUUCAGUCUUCUGGUAGCUUGUUCUUUAUCAGGUGGCUGGAUGUCUGCUAACAGGACAUUAGAUGCAAAUGAAGACGAUGACCAACAAGUCUUGAUGUUCUCGGCCACUUUCCAAAAGGUGAUAAAGCUUAGGUUUUGCACUUUUGUUACUUUUGAUACUAAUAUGGAACGAACAUCGAUAGGCUAUCCGUAAAUUGGCCAGAGAUUUCUUGUCUGAUGAUUUCGUUCAGAUUAAGGUGGGCCGUAUCGGUAGCACUCAUGAAAAUAUCACUCAGAGGGUAAUUUAUAGCCCGAUACUUGUUUCCUUACAUUCUAAUCGGUGGGCUGCGCUGCGUAGGUUCUAUGGGUGGACGAACAGAGGAAAAAGGAGGCAAUAUAUGACCUCUUGUGCACUGCGCCCCCUGCACGUACUCUUAUCUUUGUCAAUCAUAAGCGUGUUGCUGAUAGUUUGGAUGACUACUUGUACAACCGUAUGUCUCUUGUGUCUCGGGUUUAGCGGAAGAGAGUCGAAGGGGCUAAUUUUGGUUUUCAGUCAAACUCCCGACCACCUCAAUCCAUGGUGACCGCACCCAGCGAGAGCGUGAGGAUGCAAUGUAUGUUCUAGCGGGUGCUUCUUCGACAUCAGAUGGUUGCUGAUAUGGUAAUUUUGCAGCCUCGCAUUUCGAUCUGGAAGAUGCCCUAUUAUGAUUGCCACUGCUAUUGCGGCUCGUGGGUUGGACAUCAAAAACGUGAUGCAUGUUAUCAACUAUGACCUGGUCCAGAAUAUCGAUGAGUACAUCCAUCGUAUAGGUGGGUUCUGUGUUUCAGCACUUGAGUGGAGCAAAAUCAAGGCUAACCGAAAAUAGGACGCACGGCUCGCAUCGGCAAUCGUGGGCUUGCCACCUCUUUCUAUAAUAGUAGCAAUGAAGACAUAGCUGCAGACCUGGUAAAGGUUCUUUUGGAGUCUUCUCAGGAGAUACCAGAAUUCCUUGAGCCCUAUCGUCCGAUUGGGGAGGUAACCUUUGAGGAGCCGGACUCGGAUGCCGAAGGCGAGGAUCAGGGAGAUGGUGUGCACGGUGGGGCCGGGGGAACUAGUGGUGGUGGGGAUUGGAAUAACGAAGGGGCCGGAACCAAUGGCGAGGCUGAUCUCUCUGGCUGGUAAAGCUUGAUACUCGAUGUCUGAUGGAAACGAGAUUCAAAUGUGAGGGAGACUAGGAAGUUGUGAGGCUAAGCCACGUGUUUGCUGAGAGGCGCUGUCAUCGCCCUCUGCUAGCUUCGUUUCUUUUGUUUUUUUUGUCACAUUUAAUUUCUUCUGUUUGGCAAUAGUUGGGUUCGAGCAUAAAUAAAUCUAGUUUUCGGUG